Molecule: messenger RNA, 1342 nt
Organism: Moneuplotes crassus
Lineage: Eukaryota; Ciliophora; Spirotrichea; Euplotida; Euplotidae
Source: the annotation of a GenBank genome assembly
UUGGAGAAUGGAAAAGAAUGGAGCCAGAGUUGGCAAAUCUUGAACAAUUUUUAUAGCAACAUUGCUGUUUUGCUUUCUAUUGAGUCCAGGGAUAGAUUGAGCCUUUGUAGAGGGUUCAACCAGUAUUGAUACAGUGUCGAAUACAAAGUACGUUGCAAGAUUCGCAGUGAACAAGGAUAGUCUUCUGCACGUGAAAGUCAGGACUAGAUACCAACAACACCAUAAUCUUGACUAUGUCAACAUUCACCUACUCUUGAUGAAUGAUGCUGAGUGGGAUAUGGCCUUAGAGACCGAUAUAUGUGAGAAUAAAAAGAAGCUAGCCAGAUUUAAUGUCUUGAUUCACAUGAGGAAUGACGGGGAAUGGACCAGAUGGGAACAAAGCAGAGUUAGAAUCAUUAAUAGACCUCAAGUAUGGUACAUGCUUCUCUGCGAUUGCAACAGAGAGACCAGCAUCGGAGGAUAUGAUAUGAAAGCUCUUGAUUUUGAAUUAGAAAUGACUAAUGAUGAAUCCCAUUUCUCUCACGAGUACUGGGGAGUCCUCCCAACAACUGUAUUUGCUUUGCUUGUAUUUAGUUAUCUUUUGGGGAAGACAACUUUGAAAUUAUAUUCUGAAAUCAAGAAGCAGGAAGAGUAUCAAACCCCUUUGACGCCGUUGUUAGUUGCAAUAGUUUUGGAAUUCUUGCAGCUAGUUCUGGGAGUUCUUCAUCUUAUCUGAUUUUCAUAUGAUGGCAGAGGGAUUUGGAUAUUUGAUGAUCUUCACACAAUAUUUUCCAUUCUAGCUCAAAUUAGCUUGAUCUCAUUGAUGAUAAUGAUCUCACAAGGAUGGACCCUUACUUUUGGAAAUUUAGCAGAGAAGGACUAUUUCAAGAUGGAGCUUGGAGCUGUCUUUGGGGUUCACAUCUUCAUCGGUUUUCUCUCUGUCAUUGAUAAUGGUGAAUGGUAUAAGUAUCAUGAUUUUGAAGGAUUCCAAGGUCUUUUGCUAGUUUCACUAAGAGUUGGUAUAUUUGGAUACUUCUUAUUAAAAAUCAGAGAGACAAUGAACCAUGUGCCUAGAAAGAACUUGAAGUUCAUCAAAGGUUUUAUAAUUUCAGCUUCGGCUUACAUGCUUUCAUUCCCAAUGUUCUGGCUGUGCUCAUAUUUCCUGAACCCUCAUAUGAGGCUGAAGUUUAUUCAUUUUGGAAACCUGUUUGUUCAAAUGAUUGCUAUUUUGAUCCUUGUAAACCAGGUUACUAAGAAGGAGAGUACUUAUAAUAAAGCAUCCAUGAGAUCUCAGGGAAUUCUUCCAAACACCAAGUCUCUCUAACUCAAUCUAAGAAAAUAAUGAUUUUAGUAUCAAUUCUGG